Molecule: messenger RNA, 1510 nt
Organism: Papaver somniferum (opium poppy)
Lineage: Eukaryota; Viridiplantae; Streptophyta; Magnoliopsida; Ranunculales; Papaveraceae
Product: very-long-chain enoyl-CoA reductase-like
Exons: 4
Coding region: 238-1170 (310 amino acids)
Biological process (GO): very long-chain fatty acid biosynthetic process
Molecular function (GO): oxidoreductase activity, acting on the CH-CH group of donors
Source: RefSeq, a predicted model, not a curated record
AUCAUUAGUAGCUCACCUGUAUCGUUGGUUCUCCUACCUUCCAACUACUCACCAUUAAAACCCCUGGACAGAGAAACUAUGUACUGGUCAAAUAAAUAAGAACUGUUAUUCAAAUCUCAAUUCUUUACAGCUCGACAAUCAAAUUCAAAUUACGGUUAGGCAAUUUAAUCAAUAAAUAACUACCCAUUUUCUGCAAAAAAGAGAGAUUGGAUUGAGAAUCAAUUUGUGUCGAGAAAUAUGAAGGUCACUGUGGUUUCUCGAAGUGGUAGAGAAAUCAUCAAGGGUGGAAUUCAACUCAGUGAUUCGGCUACUGUGAGUAAUCUACAGGAAGCUAUUCAUGCUAAAACAAAAAAGUACUAUCCUUCGAGACAACGUCUCACUCUUCCCGUCAGUCCUGGAUCCAAAGACAAACCUACUGUGCUCAACUCCAAGACGAAUUUAUCCGAUUACUGUGAUGCUAAGAAGGAUAACCUGACAGUGGUGUUCAAGGAUCUUGGUCCACAGGUUUCAUACCAAAUACUUUUCUUCUGGGAAUAUGUCGGCCCUCUCGUCAUCUAUCCUCUCUUUUACUACUUACCAGUGUACAAGUUCUUAGGCUACAAAGAGGAGCGUGUAAUUCAUCCAGUCCAGACCUAUGCCAUGUACUACUGGUGUUUCCACUACUUCAAACGUAUUAUGGAAACAUUCUUUGUUCACAGAUUUAGCCAUGCCACUUCUCCCAUUUCAAACGUCUUUAGGAACUGCACUUACUAUUGGUCUUUUGGCGCUUUCAUAGCUUACUAUGUGAAUCACCCACUUUAUACCCCAGUCAGUGACCUCCAAAUGACGAUAGGCUUUGGGUUUGGUAUAAUUUGUCAAGUUUCUAACUUGUAUUGCCAUCUUAUACUGAGGAAUCUUCGUAGCCCCAGCGGUAAUGGAGGAUACCAAAUCCCAUAUGGGUUUUUGUUCAAUAUAGUGACUUGUGCAAAUUACACAACUGAGAUCUACCAGUGGUUGGGUUUCAACAUUGCAACACAGACUGUUGCAGGUUAUGUAUUCCUAGUGGUUGCUGCUUCUAUCAUGUCCAACUGGGCCUUCGCAAAGCACCGACGUCUGAGAAAGUUAUUUGAUGGCAAGGAGGGAAGGCCAAAAUAUCCUCGAAGAUGGGUUAUUCUUCCUCCAUUCCUCUGAAAAUGUCAGUCAGAAACCUGCCUCCAGCUACAAAGUAAGAUGAAUGCUCUACUCAUUGAAUAGACUGCUUCCUCGUCUGCUGUACCUUUAUCAUGCCUCGCCAAAAAUCUAGUUAAUUUGAUUCAGAUCAGAUUCUGUAGGUUUUGCAGAAAAGUUAACCUUGGAUUUUCUCAUCUUUUUUAUGACAAUUGUUAAACUAGAGAUUGCAUCUACUUGGUGUAAUUUACUGUAAUUGGACUAUUUUGAAGGUUACUUUCGUGAUGAUCUUCAUUUUUAUUUCAUGCAAAAGAGGUAAAACAUUAAUCCAUGGCUGUAUGAUUUAAACACCUUCUAGCCGUUA